Messenger RNA from Ricinus communis (castor bean), 399 nucleotides. Its product is annotated as S-protein homolog 74. Bases 1 to 399 code for a protein of 132 amino acids. The transcript has a single exon. The record is from RefSeq and is a predicted model, not a curated record. Lineage: Eukaryota; Viridiplantae; Streptophyta; Magnoliopsida; Malpighiales; Euphorbiaceae.
AUGAGUUUCUUUGUCACAUCCAAUUCCUGCAAACUAUUCCGUAAGUUCCACGUUCAUGUUGUCAACGGAUUGAGCCGAAACAAGAUCUUGCAGAUACAUUGCAAAUCUGCAGACAACGAUCUUGGCGCUCAUAGUCUUGCGAAAGGGCGAGAAUUUUCUUGGAGUUUCAGGAUAAAUUUCAUCCUGACCACACUUUACUGGUGCCACAUGGCUCCUGAUGACCAUUCCCAUGUUGAUCUAAAGGUGUUUUGGGACAGUCAGUAUUUAUUUGAGAGGUGUGGUGGCGCUCAGCAGUGCAUUUGGACUGCUAAAGAUGAUGGAGUUUACUUGAGAAACAUUCCGAAGAACACUGAUGAGUUUCAGCACAAGUGGGAAUCAGCAAAGCUGAAUCCAUAUUAA